GUUGCCGUACUGAUCACACUAUAACGGUUUGUAGUCUUACUAUCCGGCUUCAGUGGCAGCUGAUUGCAACACUGUACCCAAACUGUUUCGAUUUCUCUUCUUUUUUAUUCAGUUAUUUUUUGUUCUCAACAAAUGAUCGUUGUCAAGGGAGAAGCAACCAAACAACACAGAGAUCUUGAAGAAGCCGGCAGUGUUAAUGCCUAUUAUCUCCACUGUGAAUGCAUAUCCCAGGUGAAGGGGAGAUAGCGUCACACAUUAGAGGUUUACAUAUACUGGAGAACCACUCCAAUUGGGAUGGAACUUGGGUUCAGACUGUCAACUGACACGUUGUGGUGGUAAUAUGGAGAGGGCCUAUUAAUGGAACAACUUGAGAAGAAGAUAUUGUUUUGUUUGUUAAGCUCGGGGGAGGAAGAUGGACCUGGGGAGAGAGGCUUGCUCCAUACGUGGAAGGGCUAUUCCUGUUCAGUAACACCACAAAGAGUGCUCGGGCUCGGGUCAAAGACUGUCCUACAAGCUGCUCUGGGUACACGACACGGAGUUCUUCUUACAGAAGGUGGCGAAGUUUACAGCUUUGGAGAGUUGCCGUGGAGACAGGGUUCAGCCAAUCCUGCUCCUGUUCCCAUCUUGGAGCAGGCUCUGAUUGGACAGCGGGUUGUUGCUGUUGCUGCUGGGAGCUUCCACAGCGGGGCGAUCUCUGAAGAUGGCACAGCGUAUAUGUGGGGUGAGAACUCCUCUGGCCAGUGCGGCGUGGCAAGUAAAAACCUGGUCCCAGACCCCAUUGCGAUCAGCAUUGCAGACCCAGAGACAAGCCCGCCUCAACAGAUCCGGAUUAAACAGUUAGCGUGUGGGGAGCAGCACACAAUAGCUCUGUCUGUUCACAGUGAGGUCUGGGCUUGGGGAAGUGGCUGCCAGCUAGGCCUCGUCACCAGUGUUUUCCCAGUAUCCAAGCCCCAGAAGGUGGAACAUUUAGCAGGCCGACGCGUGCUUCAAAUAGCCUGUGGGGCCUUCCACAGCCUGGCACUCGUCCAGCGGCUCCCCCCACAGGAGGCCAAGCUCACCCCAGACAAAUGCAACCACUGUAAUCAGCUGCUGAUCACCAUGACUGACAAGGAGGAUCACGUCGUCAUCUCGGACAGCCACUACUGCCCGCUGGGCGUGGAGCUGACAGACUCUGAGCAAAGACAGGGAUCUCCCUUGCAGAAACUUAGACGGUCCCCCUCAGAACCUUCACUGGGCAGCACUGUUACAGAGCCCAGCGGUAAAGACUCUCCUACGGUGGUCCACAGGGAUGAGAAAGACCCGGGCCCCACUGAACUUGCUCCUGAGGAGAUGAGUGAACACUCAGAUAGGUGGGAUCUGAAAGAAUCGGAUCCCGAGGCCAACGGGGCAGGGGCCAACCAGCGGGUGAAGAAUUCACCUUACCCCGAUGAGCAGGUAGUCAAAGAGUACCUCAAGAGACUGUCGGACCAUUCCCUGGCUGAGCAAACAACUAAAAAUGCACAGGGUCCACAGGCUCCGGAUGAGCCGGUAGAUGAUGACCCUGUGCCUCCACCAACUACAGUGUCCUCCGCUCUGAACAGCCUGGUGGUCUCGUGUGCCUCCACCAUGGGAGAGAAGGUAGUCUCCACCUAUGAGGCUCUGUCCCUGAAGAAGGUGAUGAGCUAUUACUACCCUCCCCCAGGGGUUUGCCCAGUCCCUGCAGAGGGGCUGAAGGAGACCCGCGAGGGGCAGGUCCGACUGGAGGAGUCCAUGCAGGGCAAGAAGAGCUCCAGCCUCGGGGACAUCCGAGAGGAGGAGGCUGAGGGGGUCAUCCGCAGGCUCUCCCUGCCAGGCCUGCUUUCUCAAGUUUCUCCAAGACUUCUUCGGAAGGCAAGCCGACAACGAAUGCGGACUGUGGUUCUGACCCCCCCGUUUGGCAGUGAGGCUGAUGCCUACCUCCCCUCCUUACAGACCGAGGUGUGGAGCUGGGGCAGAGGCAAGGAGGGGCAGCUGGGCCAUGGGGACAUUCUCCCCAGGUUGCAGCCUUUGUGUAUCAAGAGUUUGAGCAGCAAAGAGGUGAUUCAGGUGGCAUCAGGGGCACAUCAUUCACUGGCUCUGACUGCCCAGUCACAGGUGUUUUCAUGGGGUAGCAACAACUCUGGACAGCUUGGGCACAUGGAGUUACCCAGCACAAUGCCACGACUGGCCAAGAUGUCCGAGGGUAUACGUGUGUGGGACAUCGCUGCUGGACAGGAGCACACCCUCUUAUUAGCAGAUGGAGAUUGCUUCCAGCCCAUACUGUACUACAGCGGCAAGCAGGUUACACAGGAGGGAAGCAGUCCACAGACAAACGGGGUGUACACCCAGCAACCUGUACUGCUGCCUUUCUGCAUGAAUCUGGACUAUGUCAGCAGUGUGUUUUCAGGGGGGCAGAGCUGCCUGGUGCUCGCAGACAAGAACGUCAUGGGCUACAUCUCCAGCCUCCAUGAGCUGGCAUCGGCAGAGAGGAAAUUCUACUGCAGGCUGAGCAGCAUCAAGUCUCAGAUUCUGCGUCCACUGCUGGGGCUCGAGAACCUGUGCACAGCUCUUGGUACUGCCUCUAGCCUGCUGCUGCAGACCAUGGCUAGCCGGUUCAGCAAACUCUGUUACCUGACUGGUCAGCAUGUAGCCUCUCUCAACUUGUUUCUCCACAGUACCAAGGAGGUGAAGGGCCUGGGGAUGCUGGAGCACUCUGUGAUAUUUGUGGACAUUUACAAAGAGUACUGGAAGACUGUGGGGGAUUUCCUGGUGAUGGGGGGAUUUCAGGCCCUGGUUAAGCCCUCACUUGAUUUCUUUGGCAAAAGCCCGGAGCUCUUGCAGAGACUGGCAGAAACGAAUGAUGAAAGUGUGCCAUUAUCGGACUUGCUGCUUACCUUGUUCGACCUGCCAGUAAGACAUCUGCAUGAGUAUGGCAGGGUGCUUCUCAAGCUGGCUACCUGCUUUGAAGUGUCUACUGCAGAUUAUCAGAAGCUUCAGGAUGGCAGUUCAAAGUAUGAAGCCCUUGCCAUACAUCUGAAGAGGAAAAGGAAAGAGGCUGAGUAUACAUACCACUUCUGGAAGAGGUUCCCUGGGAAAAUGACGGAUUCUUUGAGGAAGCCCUCUCGACGCCUCAUCUGUGAGAGCAGUAACAAAGCACUGACACUGCAGAGCGCAGGGAGAUUCUCUGUCAACUGGUUCAUCCUUUUCAAUGAUGCUCUGGUUCACGCACAGUUUUCAACCCACCAUAUAUUCCCUCUGUCCACUCUUUGGGUUGAACCCAUCUCUGAAGAAACCAGUGGAGUGUAUGGGCUGAAAAUCACCUCGCCAGAAGAACAGUUUUCUCUGUUGGCUUCGUCCCCCGUGGAAAAGGCUAAGUGGCUGAGAGCAAUCAACCAGGCAGUGGACCAGGAUCUGAAUGGUUGUCCAGAUUUACCGAUGCCUGGCUCUGGGAGUGUUCAGAGACCAGAGCCCCCAAUCUCCAGGACAGCCAAAUACACCUUUUACAAGGACAGUCGGCUCAAGGAGGCUACCUAUGAAGGACGGUGGCUAGCUGGAAAGCCCAAUGGAAAGGGUGUGCUAAAAUGGCAGGAUGGCAGGAUGUACACUGGAACGUUCAAGAAUGGUUUAGAAGAUGGUUUUGGGGAGUAUAUUGUACCAAACAAGGCACUGGAUAAGGAAGAUCAUUACCAAGGCCACUGGAAAGAAGGAAAAAUGCAUGGAUAUGGUACUUACAAAUACUCUACAGGAGAGGUGUACGAGGGCUCGUUUCAGGACAACAUGCGGCACGGCCAUGGCAUUCUCCGCAGUGGCAAGCUGACAUCAUCCUCUCCCAGCAUGUUCAUUGGGCAGUGGGUACAGGACAAGAAGACAGGUUACGGAGUGUUUGACGACAUCACCAGGGGUGAGAAAUACAUGGGGAUGUGGCAAGAUGACCUCCGCCAUGGAAAUGGAGUCAUUGUCACCCAGUUUGGACUGUACUACGAAGGUGCCUUCAGCAGCAAUAAAAUGAUUGGUUCUGGGGUUCUCCUCUCUGAAGACGACACCCGCUACGAGGGAGAGUUUAUAGAUGACUGGACUCUCAACGGAAAGGGAACUCUGACCAUGCCCAAUGGAGAUUACUUUGAGGGAACCUUUAGCGGCGAGUGGGGCACGGGGCUGAAAGUGGCCGGCACAUACUUCAAGCCAAACUUGUAUGAUACUGACAAGGAGAAGACAGAGACUCUGAAGCUGGGUGUUCUGGCCAUGGCUCCGGAUGAGAAGUGGAGGACAGUGUUUGACGAGUGCUGGAGUCAAUUAGGAUGUGAGAGCCCCGGGCAGGGAGAGAACUGGAGAGCCUGGGAGAACAUUGCAGUUGCCUUGACGACCAGCAGAAGACAACACAAGGACAGCCCUGAAAUUAUGAGUCGAUCUCACAACAAAACACUGGAGAGCUUGGAAGUUAUUCCUCAGCAUGUUGGCCCUGUGACCCUGGAGAAAUAUGAAAACAUCCGAAAAUAUUUAAUAAAGGCUUGUGACACCCCCCUGCACCCCUUGGGGAAGCUGGUGGAGACGCUGGUGGCUGUCUACAGAAUGACCUAUGUGGGAGUGGGUGCCAACCGGCGCUUACUGGAGCAGGCUGUCAAUGAGAUCCAGUCCUACUUGAAACGGAUCUUCCAGCUAGUCAGGUUCCUUUUCCCAGAUCUCCCAGAAGAGGGCAGUGUGAUCCCACUCCCCAGUGCAGCUUCGCAUGACAAGAGGCCACAUUGUGAAGAGGAAACAGACUCCAGACCAGAAUCAACACAACCUGGCCGCUCGGUGAGCAGCUCGGGCCUGCUCCUCCCGGUGCUGCUGCCCCGCCUGUACCCGCCGCUGUUCACCCUGUACGCGCUGGAGAACGAGCGGGAGGAGGACGUGUACUGGGAGUGCGUACUGAGACUCAACAAGCAGCCCGACCUCACACUGCUCAACUUCCUGGGAGUGCAACAGAAAUUCUGGCCUGUUUGCAUCUCUAAUCUGGGAGAGAACAAAAAGGUACUGCCAAGCACAAAGGACAUCUGCUUUGCUUCAGCUGUGGAAAGUUUACAACAAAUCAGCACAACCUUUACUCCCACUGACAAACUGCAUGUGAUUCAGCAAACGUUUGAGGAGAUCACCCAGGAAGUGCUUUCAGUGCUAAAAAAGGACUUCCUGUGGUCUAUGGACGAUCUGUUCCCUGUGUUCCUGUAUGUGGUUCUACGAGCACGAAUAAGGAAUCUGGGUUCCGAGGUGCACCUCAUUGAAGACUUGAUGGAUCCCAGUGUUCAAAACGGGGAGCAGGGGAUCAUGUUUACAACACUUAAAGCUUCCUAUUAUCAGAUUCAACAUGAGAAGAUCACAUAAGAGACAAAGCUUUGGCCUCAGGAGGGCUAGUAUGAAUCAAAGCAGUCAGAUUACAUGAUACAUGAAGAACUAUAACAGGGUUCAGAAUUAGGAAAGUAUGGUUUCAGUUACUGCAAUACUCAGUGACAUUUUAUUGCAGCGUUUUGAAUGGCAAGUAGUUUAUUGACAUUUCUUCUGUUCUUCACCUAAAUAGGUUACCAGUUCAGUGACCCACUCAAAGAAAAGUUCUUAAAUGUUAUAUCACCCAGGCAACAAGUAGAUUUUGAUGUUUUACAGCAAUUUGAUUGGCAAUGUGUAGCCCAGAUUGAAUAGUACAGUAAAUUAAGUGGUAACUGCCAAUAUUGAUGCAUUAUUUUUUUAAAGCAAAACUUUAAACUGUCUUAAAACUUACCUUUUAACUAGAGAUUUUAUCCUUGACUAAACUGUAUUUAAUUAAACAUACUUAAAAGAC
Molecule: messenger RNA, 5806 nt
Organism: Acipenser ruthenus (sterlet)
Lineage: Eukaryota; Metazoa; Chordata; Actinopteri; Acipenseriformes; Acipenseridae
Product: alsin-like
Exons: 35
Coding region: 358-5355 (1665 amino acids)
Source: RefSeq, a predicted model, not a curated record